This is a messenger RNA of Cladophialophora immunda, 556 nucleotides long. RefSeq lists its product as uncharacterized. Gene Ontology annotation, molecular function: protein binding. Lineage: Eukaryota; Fungi; Ascomycota; Eurotiomycetes; Chaetothyriales; Herpotrichiellaceae. Bases 23 to 556 code for a protein of 177 amino acids. The transcript has a single exon. The record is from RefSeq and is a predicted model, not a curated record.
CCUCACUAGGUCGCUCGCCACCAUGGCGACUAUCGACAUCGAUCCCGUCGGCGACCUCGUCAUUGAGAUUGAGGAUGAGCGCCUCCGAAUCUCGUCCAAAGUCCUCUCUCUAGCCUCCCCGGUGUUCGGGGCAAUGCUCAGCUCAGGCUUCAAAGAAGGAUCCUUGCAGACCGUAGAGGACAAUCCUCGCAUCAUCCCUUUGCCGGAGGACGAUCUUGAAGCUUUCAAGCUUAUCUGUAAAAUCAUCCAUUUCCAGCUCGAUCAGAUUCCACAAGAGCUGAAAAUCGACUCACUGGAGAACCUGGCCUUGGUCUGUGACAAAUAUCAAUGCACCGUCGCCAUGAGGCACUGUGCGGCAUUAUGGCUGCAGAGGAUUUCAGACACUUAUCUCGCUGCUGAGCUGAAUAGACAACUGCUGGUGGCGUACCUCUUGGACCUGCCCACCGCAUUUUCAGAUAUCUCGUGGAGGUUGAUGCAGGCACAGGCAGGGCCCUUUGAAACAUUACCUGGUCUAACGGACCACCCUACUGUUCCAUGCUCUCUAUUAGGUUGGUAG